GGGGGUCCGGUGGGUUGGGCUGUGGGGGUGCCGGUGGAGGGUGCAGGAGGGAGGAAGAGUUUCAGGCUGCCCUGGUGGAACAUCUGAGUGAGCGAGACGAUGGGGCGUAAGAAGAUCCAAAUCAUGCGGAUAGUGGACGAGAGGAACAGACAGGUGACGUUCACGAAGCGCAAGUUCGGGCUGAUGAAGAAGGCGUACGAGCUGAGCGUGCUGUGCGACUGCGAGAUCGCGCUGAUCAUCUUCAACAGCUCCAGCAAGCUCUUCCAGUACGCGAGCACCGACAUGGACAAGGUGCUGCUCAAGUACACCGAGUACAGCGAGCCGCACGAGAGCCGCACCAACUCCGACAUCGUGGAGGUGCUGAGCAAGAAGGAGCACAAGGGGGGUGAGAGCGGCGGCGAGGGGCAGGACGGCGACGGCGUCGACGGCGGAUUCCUGCUCGCGCCGGGGACCCAGGAUAAAUACCGGCGCAUCAACGAGGAGUUUGACAGCAUGAUGCGCAGCCAGAAGCUCGUGUCGGCCUCUGGCUUCCACUUGCCGAUGUCUCUGUCGAUGGGCGACCCCUCGGGGGUCUCGCUGCCGUCCUUCUCCGUGGGGGGGCCCUCAGUUGUGGACUCGAGCCCCUGCGGGAUGCUACCCCCUCCGCCCCCUCCCCUCCACCCCCAAAUGCAAGGGGCGCUUCUGCGUCUCACGGGGGGCUCGCCAGCUCCCCCGGCCCAGGCUGUUCUCCCAUCCAGGUGCUGGUCAGAGUCAACCCAGCUUAGCUGCCAAGACGUGCCGAGGUCAUCAUUAAGGGUGGCUUUCAACGGCUACUGCAGCCCAACCCAAGUGUCACCCAGCCACCUGGGCUCACCGGGAGGGGGCAGUCUGGGGGGCAGCAGCACGGGGGUGCAGGGCCUGAUGGUGGGGGGGGGCUCCAGUGCGGGGGUGCUGGGCCGCGCUCCCCCCGGGCGCUCCCCGUCCUCGCCGGGCACGCUCGGGGCGGACAGCUCGUCGCCGGGACUCGGCGUGGGGCUGUCCAACUCGGCGGGGCGAUCGCUCGCUCAGGCCGGGAACAAGGGUGGCCUCAUCCCGACGGCGCUGCUCGAGGAGCAAGAUUUGGAUCUGACUCGGAGACUUGGCGUUGCCCAGGCCAGUUCAUCGCCUGGGUUCCACUGUGUGAUGCCAUCCUCUUAUGAUUUGGGAUUGACUGGUGCUGAGCUGGCCACCUUGUCAAGCUUUGGCCCCAUGUCGCCCUGGCAACGACAGGGAGGACCCCUUGGGCCCACGCUCGGAGCACUCGCGGACCGGGCUUCGGGCAUCGGAAGCUCCUACCUGCCUCACACGCAUCAGCAGCAGCAGCACCAGCAGCAGCAGCAACAGCAUCAUCAGCAGCAGCAGCAGCCGCCACAACAACAACACCAGCUGCACAGAGUACAGGGAGGCACGCAGUCGGACCACUCUCCCGCCGACAGCCUGAGCAGCUCCGCCAGCUCGUACGACGACGGCACGAGCGACCGGGACGACGUCGCCACCUCCAGCGUUCUGUCCCUGGGCCACGCCUCGCACGGGGCCUCUCAGGGCUCCCUCUCUCCCACCUCGGCCAAGCGCCUACGGCUCGGCGAACAGCGCUGGAUCACAUGACGGCAUUCAGCUGCCGCCACCCCCGUUUUUCCCUGCUGUCACCCCGUCCUCUGUCAUUCCCCACCCCGCUCAACAACCCCCAUUCCCUGAUCUUGAAUUAUUGCUCUUUUUCUGCUACGGUCCCAACUGUGGCCACCCCACGCCGCUGCCAUCAUCCACCGCGACCACACCUGCAGGAACGAAUGUGCCUCCGAACGUUGUAUGCGCAGGGUGCUCAUUUGGGUGACAGCUAAGAGAUAUAACCUUGGUUUAUAAAAGGGAAAAUAAUCGAAUACUCGAAGCACAGCUUAACUUUGGCCACUUUUACAGUUAGCGUAUUAAAGGAGCUUGAAUCGUGGAAUAUUUUGAGGCCAGAGGACUAUUCUCGUGGCCAUAUUUAAUUGAUGUGCAUGUCCACGCCGUGAUUUUCUAUUGAGGCACAAUUUCGAGGCACCGCUAAUUGGCGGCAGACUCUGGCCCGGUGGUAAACUGUAUUUCUGUGCUCCAGAAUUUGUCGAACGUCCCCAAGCGCCGCGAUUGGCGCGAUUGAUUACCUACCAAUUGUCCUGGCUUCGGCCGUGACUCACCGCUCUCUAGAUCGUACGAGUCGAUCGUCGAUUUUUAACAGCAUUGCCAACGGGAGAGGAAAUUUUUUUGUUUUAUUCAAGUCGGUCUCAUUUACCUUGAACGUUGUUUUUUUUUGUUUGCUUUGCCGGCGGCUGUGCUUCGAGGCGCUUCUUGAAACCAAGUGGCCCCCCAUGUGCUUUGGCCCCGGGUACAGGCACGUGGGGCUUGGCAAGGCGGAGUGGAGGUGUGUGCGCCCUGGUGGUCUCGUUGGAAGGGCGCGUGCGGCGUGAUAGAUGUUUGCCUUUAGCCAGCUUUAGCUGAAUAACGCCACAGAGAGCCGAUGUAGGUUGGCGAUGACGAUGUUGGUGAUGAGAAUGUUUGUGAUGGUCCCUUUUUGAAGAGCAUGGCAAUGUCGAUGGUGAGGGUGAUCAUGUGGAAUCUGGUGACGUUGGAGAUAUAGUGGAUUACGGUGAACGUUGUGAUGGGUGAUGAUGGUCCAGCGGAAUGCGGCGGAGACGGUGAUGAUGGAGGGGUCACUGAAUAGAGUAAAGUGAUGGCGAUGAUAGUGGUUACCGGAGAGAUCAUGUCAAUGGUAAUACCGAUAGUGGCAACAGUGGAUGGUGAUUGAUGAUGAUAAGGGCAGUGAAGGUGAUGAUGGUGAUAAUGUCAGAGGUGACAGAGGUAGUGGUCAUGAUAUUGGAUGAAGGUGUUUAUGGAUGUGACUUGAUGGUGACGGUAAUGAUAACAGAUACGGUGAUAAUGAUGAUGCAAACACUUUCUAUGCCAAGUUGGAACUGUUGUUGACAAACAUCAGCAUUGAAGGUGUGAGUUUCACCAAUGUAGUGAAUUGCUUCCAUUUCUGUAACAAACCUGCCAUGCAUUCUUCCCUCGCACACCUUUGAGGCCCCACUUAUCCCUAAUCAAUUGCGAUACAAGCUGGACUUGUACCACAAAUAUCUUGAAACCAACUUGGGAUUUGACGGCGAGAGAUUGAAAUGAGUCAGAAAGUGUACAGAGCUAUAAGAAACAAACAAAAUACCUAAUAUAAAAGUGAUAAUUAUUACAAAGAAUACGGACUCUUGCGGUAAACUAUUCACCCCGCAAAAGCAUCAUGCCUUUUUCUCUGAAGCUUGUUUUUAAAUUAGCACGAUAAUUUAAGCGAAUUAAAUGAGGUUUAAAAAAAAGUAAAUAAAAAAACGAACGUGGAAGUUUAUCGCUGACGAAGUUUAAAAGCACUGAUGUUUUAUUUGUUCAAGAUUUAAUAAAAUGUAGAGUUUGGCCAAAUGUUA
Petromyzon marinus (sea lamprey) is the source of this 3458-nucleotide messenger RNA. RefSeq names its product myocyte-specific enhancer factor 2A-like. Gene Ontology annotation, molecular function: histone deacetylase binding; DNA-binding transcription factor activity, RNA polymerase II-specific; protein dimerization activity. Gene Ontology annotation, biological process: cell differentiation; positive regulation of transcription by RNA polymerase II. Lineage: Eukaryota; Metazoa; Chordata; Hyperoartia; Petromyzontiformes; Petromyzontidae. The record is from RefSeq and is a predicted model, not a curated record.